AUGGAUAGGAUUGCAACGGUCGAUGCGCUUAGUAGACGUAACAUUGAUGUUGGCAGCUCAUUGUGUGGGUUAUGCGGAGAUGGAGAGGAAAGUGUUGAUCAUCUUUUCACGUCCUGUUCUGUCGCGUCUAUGCUAUGGACGUAUAUCAUUAAUUGGUGUAAGUGUCAUAAUAUGGUGAUUUUCUCCUUUAGGGACCUGAUUGAGAUCCAUAACCAUACCGGUUUGGAUGGGAAGAAGAAAGAAGCGCUUAAAGGUAUUAUUAGAAUUGGAUGCUGGGUGAUUUGGAGAGCUAGAAACGAGUCAAGAUUCAAAAACUCAGAGGUAAACUUGAAUUAUAUCUUUGGUGAAGUUAGGAAGAUUGGUUUUUUGUGGUAUUCUACUAGAAAUAAAGGAGUCUCUACGUCUUGGGUAGAUUGGUGUAAAUUUGUGAAUUUGUAA
This is a messenger RNA of Helianthus annuus (common sunflower), 438 nucleotides long. RefSeq lists its product as uncharacterized. The transcript has a single exon. Lineage: Eukaryota; Viridiplantae; Streptophyta; Magnoliopsida; Asterales; Asteraceae. The coding region runs from base 1 to 438 and encodes 145 amino acids. The record is from RefSeq and is a predicted model, not a curated record.